AUGCUGAAAAAGUACAAUAACAAAAAGUCUAGUCAAAAUAGUAAGAGUAAACUACUUAAAUCGAAAGUGGUAGAAUAUGACGACUACGAUCCCAUGACCAUGCAAAGUGAUAUGCCAAGUAGAAACGACUUGGAUUCUGGGGAAGCCGAUGGUCAAGCCAAUAAUGGCAAUUUAAAUCCAAGCAUUUUGGAAAAGUUUAAUCUCACAAGAGAAGAUUUACUUGCUCUGUCCACUAAAAUGCAGAACAAUGGUAAAUCUGGAUCGAAUGGAAGACUGGAUUUUACUACAAAUGGACGUGCUGAAACUGAAGGGACACAACAAGAUGCAUCAAUUACUAUGUCGCCACAACCACUUCGAGAAGUUUUUAAUUUGACAGUCAAUGGGGAUGGCAAAGUUCAGUACGAUCGAAAUCUGACUGAGGAGGAGUUGGCAGAAAGGGCAAAGCAGUUGGCUUUACAACAAAUAAAGAAAUCGAUGCUAACUUAUUUCGUUCACUCCGGAACUCAAUCCGGGACCAAGGUGGCCGAUCAGACCCAACUGGAGCGAGAAAGACCGGCAAAUUUAAACAGAAAACCCAUUCAACAAAGACAUAUUUCCGAAGCUCACAGAGUAUUUUUAUCUCAUGCGCAACAAAUGCAGGAUCAACCAUCCGAUAUGUCACUGUCGAGGAACAAUGCAGACAUUGAUAUGUUAAGCUCAACUUUUACCGAGAAAAACAUUGCUUUUCAUCCGAGAUGCGAAUUACCAAAAAACACAGAUGCUGAAUCUUGGAACGAUAGCGAUGCUCUAAAUUUACUAUUUAACGUCUCAUCCAGCAUAAGACCAGAGAAGCCCAAUUUAACCUUAGAAACAGCAACACUUAGGAUAUAUAUAAUCUCUCCGGAUUCUGCAAAUUCAAAACAUCGUUCCAGAAACGACGAUCAAAUCAGGAUAUCAGUGUCAUGGUACACCAGGUCGCUGAAGAAACAAAGAGUAAAAAGGAAGCUAUCUGAUUCAAAAAUGGUGCAUUCGUCUUUUACCGGUUGGAUAGAAUUAAAUUUAAAAGGAGCGGUUUCUUCCUGGAAAACCACGGCGAGGAACCAUGGAAUUGCUAUCACUGUUGAAGAUCAAGAGGGCAAUGCGCUAAGAGCAGACUCUUAUAUUCAAAAACACGAUUGUGCAAAUUUAUAUCCUCGUCCAUUUCCCUGGCUGGUCCACAAGAAACUACCUUACGACGACACGGAUAUAAGUUACCGAUUUCCUCGCCUCGAUAUUUUAACUCGAGAAUUAGUCGACUACAACUAUCAAGGUUUGCCAAGUUUGGUAGAAAACAUCCACAAUGCGCCAAGUGCGCACCAAGCUGGACUUUGAAAUUAAAUCAGAUAUAGAAUGUUAAUGGAAAGGAUUGAAGAUCUGUAAAUAAAUUUUAUUUGUUACUGUUUACUUACUAAAAUAAGUCUGAAUGUUAAUCUAGAGUGAUUUUCGAUGAAUUGAUUAGAUUAGACAGCCCCAAAUUUAACCUACGGGUUAUCUAUUUUCGGGUCAUGAGUGUAAAGGAUGAAUGUCCUAGAAUUAUUUAUGAUAAGUUAUCCUCUUAAUUAUUUAAGACCAGUGACUUUUGGCUUAAGUUAAAAGUAUAUGGAAAUUUUUUGUUCAAUUUUUAUUUAUUAUUUAUAAUCAUUCACCAAAUUAAUUUUAACUUAAGAAAAAAUAUUUAUUAUAUAAGAUAGAAUUGUUUG
Messenger RNA from Ctenocephalides felis (cat flea), 1718 nucleotides. RefSeq lists its product as uncharacterized. Lineage: Eukaryota; Metazoa; Arthropoda; Insecta; Siphonaptera; Pulicidae. The transcript has 9 exons. The coding region runs from base 1 to 1350 and encodes 449 amino acids. The record is from RefSeq and is a predicted model, not a curated record.